Molecule: messenger RNA, 2037 nt
Organism: Closterium sp. Yama58-4
Lineage: Eukaryota; Viridiplantae; Streptophyta; Zygnematophyceae; Desmidiales; Closteriaceae
Source: the annotation of a GenBank genome assembly
AUGGGCUACGCCGCAUCUUCCGGCGUGACCGGCGGGUACGGGAAGCAUGCCUACGUGGUGACCAACGCCGACGACUCACUCCCAGUCGGCACCAACGGCUCGUUGCGAUGGGGAUUAACGCGCGCCUAUGCCGCUGCGGGAACCAACGGCAUCUACAUCACGUUCGCGAAGAAAAUUGACGUUUUGCUCCUUGGGCCGCUAGCGGUGCCGUCGGGCACGACAAUCGACGGGCGGGGAGUCGCCGUCCGGCUGUUCGGGUCGUCCGUCGUGGUUCGCAACGCCCGGAAUGUGAUUGUGCACAAUAUCGAAGACUCUUCGAAAGCGCCGAGCGCGCUGAAGACAGCGAGCCCACCAGGCGGCGCGAGCACCAGCACACAGAGCGCCAGCGGCAGCACCGCUCCUCCGCUGACCGUGACGCUCUUUCGAAACUGGUUUGACUCGAACGACAACGCCAACCCCCAAUGCGCUGCCGCCACGUGUCACCUCGCGAAUAACCUGCUGUCGAAUUGGCGAACGUGGUGCAUCCAGGCGAAGCUCGCGGCGAACGUUCGGUCAGAAGGAAACAUAUUUCUUGCCGCCGGGCAGAAAGACGCGGCGCGAUCAGACGGCUCCUCGAUGGUUUCUCUAGGAGACAGGCUUGGGAACGGCGCGGUGUUUAACUCGCAAGGGACGGGCGUGGUAUUCACUCCGCCAUAUUCGAUCACACUCGCGGCGCCUGACACGGCGCUAGAGAGCUUCAUUCAGCAGUCCGCGGGUCCGCGCGUCAUGGCGCGUCCGCCCGUGCAGCCGCCCCCGCCCCCUGCUUCUCCGCCGCCUCUCCCCAAAUCUCCCCCUCCUGUGCAAUCUCCGCCUCCCCCGCCCGCGCCCCUCACUAAUAUUAACAUGAAUCCUCCGCGUUCCCCGCGCACCCCCCCUCGGUACCCCCCUGUUUCUUCUACGCCACCACCGACAAACUCUCCACCGGCGCCCCCCGCUCUCCCGUCCGCGGACCUCCCUGACGCGCAGUGCGCGUUCAAUACGGAUUUGCCGCUGCACAAUUGCUCUCUAGGGUUUGCGCAGGGUGUGCUGGGGGGAUACGGGCGCAGCGAAUAUGUGGUUACCAUCGCCAACGAUAGCAUCAUCGCGCCUGUGGAGGGUUCGCUAAGAUGGGGUUUGCAGCAGUACAGGGACGGAGUGUACAUUCGGUUCGAUUCGUCUAUGACAAUUAAUCUCAAAGGAAGACUGUUCAUAUCAUCUUACACAACGAUUGAUGGACGAGGAGGGCAGAUUCGCAUCAUGGGAGACACUAUCGUGGUGCAAUCUGCGCAGCAUGUGAUUAUACACAAUAUUGAAGUGGGCGAGGUCGACCCAGCCCCGUUCGGCACUCAAGACGGCAUAGCGAUACGGGCCAGCAGCAUGGUGUGGGUGGAUCACUGCCUCGUCCAAAACGCACCCUUGGGAACCGUUGAUCUCCUUGCUUCCUCAGACGCUGUCACUGUCUCGUACUGCCACUUCUCCAACUACCUCCUCCCACUCUCCUCCGCCAACGCCACGUCAGCACCGCCCUCCGAUGACCCAACAAGCCCAGGCUCGGGAGUAGGCACGGGCACGAACACAGGCACGGGCACGGAUGGGGAUGGGGCUACCGGAGAGCCUGAUGCGGCUCGGGUUACGUACUUUGGGAAUUUCUUUGAGGGGCCGUCAGCACCCAUGCUGCACUGCCAGGCGUCGCUGUGCCACGUGGCAAACAAUCUGUUUGCCAACUGGACCGACACGUGUAUCGUCGCGCGCGGAGGCGCGUCGGUGCGAUCGCUCAAUAACGUGUAUGCCAGCACGGCUACAGGGGCGGCGGGGAUUGUAACCGCAAAUGCGGACGGUGCGAGUUACUUCGUAACGAGCGGGGAUCUGCUGAGGAACGGAGUGCGGUUUGUGGUGAGUUUGCCGCCAGGAGUCAGUGGGAGUGCUGACAUGCCCCCUCUGCCCUACUCCCUGCCAAUAAGCAAAGCUGAUUCGAGUCUUCCAGGCAUGGUCAAGGGGAAUUCAGGGCCUCAGUUCUGA